UCCCGCUUGUUUACGUUACCUGCGGAGCUCAUAUGGAAGAUAUUCAACAAUUUGAGCCAGGUUGACCUUAGUAUUGCACGACUGGUCUCUAAAACGUUCCUCAAGUAUUCUGACGACCCUUCUAUGUGGCGACAUAUUCAUUUGAAAAAGUCUAUCCAUCUAUCGAAGGAGGAUGAGCGUCAAAAGGUAUUAUGGAAACUGACAGAGCUCGUACCAAUACUCCAGCCUCAUCUUUCUCUCAUUCGGUCUAUCAGCAUCUGUGGUGUUCGUGAUAAUAUCGUACAGUAUCUUUUAUUGAAUUGUCCCAAUUUGGAAGAAUUGACGAUUGACGGAUGGACGACACUCUCAGAACACGCAUUUGACUUAACGAAGAAGUUGGAAAGGAGAUACUAUCCGUCGCUGCCUCUACGCAAAUUGAAACUGCUGAGUGUGAGGGGUAAUUAUUAUACGUCAUUGGACGCAGCGGCUUUUGGCAGACUUAUGCACCAUUGCCCUCAUUUAGAGGAAUUGUCUAUUGUUGGCUGUCAAAUUCACUUGCAUGCAGAUUAUUUACUUCGUUCAAUUACAAAGGAAACUGUUCCUCAAACAUUCACAAAUUCACUAAGAUACAUUACAUUGGCGACGAAGAGAACUUGGUCAACACAUCAUAUAAUAAGACUAUUUCAAAUUUGCUCUAGGCUUUGUUGGCUUGGACUAGUGCCU
Molecule: messenger RNA, 702 nt
Organism: Mycotypha africana
Lineage: Eukaryota; Fungi; Mucoromycota; Mucoromycetes; Mucorales; Mycotyphaceae
Exons: 2
Molecular function (GO): protein binding
Source: RefSeq, a predicted model, not a curated record